AUGACAGAUUAUAAGUGGGAAGUUGGGAUAGUAUUUGCUGAUAAGGCUCACUUUAUUGAGACCAUUAGAACUUAUGUUGUGCAUACUGGGAGGGCUUUGAAGUUUGUUAAAAACGAUAAGUGUAGGGUGAGAGUUAGAUGCAUGGGUGGACAAGGUAAGUGUCCAUGGACAACUUACCGUGGUUAUUUACCAACCCGACAGUUUUGGCAAUUAAGGAAAAUAAAGGACACCCAUAGUUGCAGCAAACAACUUAACAUUAAGAUUUUGAAUACAAAGUGGCUGAGUGAAGAAAUAGAUAGGUGUUUACAAGACAAUCCAAACUUGAAGGUGCAAGACAUAUGUAAAAAAGCAUUACGUAAAUGGAAUACUAAAGUUUCCAUCUCCAAAGCACGAAGGGCAAAGUUGAUGGCAACAAGGCAACUUAUUGGAGAUUUCAAAGAACAGUAUAGAAGAAUACAUGAUUAUGGACUUGAACUGUUGAGGUCUAAUCCUGGGUCAACAGUUAAGGUGGAGGUUGACAGUGUCAAUGGUGAGGCAGUGUUUAAAAGAUUCUAUGUUUGCUUGAAAGGUUGCAAGGAAAGCUUUGUCAGCUAUAGACGAAUUAUAUCUUUAGAUGGAUGCUUUAUAAAAGGCCAGUAUAAGGGAGAGCUACUCACUGCAAUUGGAAGGGACCCAAAUGACCAAAUGCUUACCCUUGCAUAUGCCAUUGUUAAAGUGGAGAACAAAGAGACAUGGAGUUGGUUUCUGCAAUUAUUGGUAGAAGAUCUUGGAGGAAAUGAAGUGUGUGGUAGGUGCACAUGGAUGUCUGACCAACAAAAGGGGUUGGUGCACACUAUAGAGGAACUUUUGCCUAAGGGAGACCAAAGAUUCUGCAUGAGGCACCUAUACCCAAAUUUUAGAAAAAAGUUCCCUGGUCAGACUUUGAGGACGCUGAUGUGGAGGGCUGCCACAAGCACGUACCCCCAGGCAUGGGAGAGAGAAAUGCUGAAUAUAAAACAGGUCAACAUAGAAGCUUAUAAAAUACCUGAUAUCCAUCCCCCCAGGUACUGGUCAAGGUCUCGAUUCACAAAUCAAGCUGUAUGUGAUUCCCUUGACAACAAUAUAUGUGAAGCAUUCAACAGUGUUAUUGUGCUUGCCAAAGGAAAGCCAAUAAUCACAAUGCUAGAGGAGAUAAGGCUUUACCUUAUGAAACGUUGGGCCACCAACAGAACCAAGGUCGCAUCUAUGAAAUUCACUAUCUGCCCAAAGAUAAACACUAGGCUUAUGAAGGAAUCAAAUCUGUCUAGAUAUUGGAUCCCAAGCUGGUCUGGACGUAAGUUGUUUGAGGUUAGGCACACUGUAGUAAUGACAAACAAGUUCACGGUGGACCUUGAGAGUCAACAAUGUAGCUGCAGGAAAUGGAUGAUAAGUGGGAUUCCAUGUUGUCAUGCCAUUGCAGCCAUGAACUAUUGCAAUGAAGACCCAAAAAAUUUUAUACCCUCUUGGUUCACAAGAACCACAUAUGAAGCCACGUAUGCCACAAUGAUUUAUCCUGUGAAUGGGCAAUUGCUAUGGGAAAAAACAUCAUAUGUUGAUGUCCUGCCACCACUUAUACGAAAGAUGCCUGGUAGGCCAAAGAAAAAAAGAAAAUUGGAGGCCUAG
This is a messenger RNA of Vigna radiata var. radiata (mung bean), 1641 nucleotides long. RefSeq lists its product as uncharacterized. The coding region runs from base 1 to 1641 and encodes 546 amino acids. The record is from RefSeq and is a predicted model, not a curated record. Lineage: Eukaryota; Viridiplantae; Streptophyta; Magnoliopsida; Fabales; Fabaceae. The transcript is spliced from 4 exons. Gene Ontology annotation, molecular function: zinc ion binding.